Molecule: messenger RNA, 1437 nt
Organism: Plasmodium cynomolgi strain B
Lineage: Eukaryota; Apicomplexa; Aconoidasida; Haemosporida; Plasmodiidae
Exons: 3
Coding region: 1-1437 (478 amino acids)
Biological process (GO): protein ubiquitination; Ras protein signal transduction
Cellular component (GO): cytoplasm
Molecular function (GO): ubiquitin protein ligase activity
Source: RefSeq, a predicted model, not a curated record
AUGGGAAUCAAAAGAACUAAUAUUAGUGAACUUAUAUGUAGUGCCAUUUUUGAAGGGGAGGAAAAUGGGAAAAAGUGCACCUUAGGGGGGGGAAGUACUCUUAUGGAUGUGAACGCAAAAUGUGCAAGUGUCAACAGGCAGGGAAUAUCCAACCAUUUUAUAGUGCCCAUCGAGGGAGCCCCAAGUGAAGCAGAAAAUGUAAACAAAAUUAAUGACCCCCUCCUUAGCUCAACAAAGAAUGAUGGAGUCCACCCCCAUUUGCAAUUGCGUAGUGUAAGUAGUAAGGAUGCUAAUUCUGAGGUACACAUAUGUGCAGAAAAAAAAAAUGUCGUCGAAAGGUUGGACUUUUCUACAGAACACACUACAUGUGGGAGGAAUAGAGGGAAUUUGGCGAGGCAUGGAUCGCUAAGUUUCUUUUUCAGAUUUAGAAAAAUGAUGGUGAUGGACAGUAAGAAGGGAAAAAAAGGUACCAAACGCCGGUGGAGACAUAAAAAAGGUGAAAACAAAAUAAGCACAGGGGAAACCAAUCAGGUAAACGCUAGGCAUGAGAAGAAACUCUAUAAGGAGAGCGCAAGUGGAGUGAGAAGUAGUCGACGUCGGUCGCGUGAACAAAGCGGCCGAGCAGAGCGCGAAGGGGGCUCCUUCAACAAGUACGACCUUGUCAGGAGAGACAUGAACACCAGCAAGAAUUCCGUUGAGAAAAGAAAAAAGAAAAAACUCAUCGACCACGCAAAGGAGCAUUUUUGCGAAACGAUGCACAACUACUUCUUCGACAUUUCCAAAAAUUCAGUGUUCGAUUACAGCAGCAACUUGUACAUAAAAAAAUUAAUAAAUUUAAAAAGUGGAAAAAAAAAUCUGAAAAAAAUCUACUCAGCAAAUAUAAAUAUCAAUGGAAAAGAAGAAAUCAUAGAAAAAAACAUCAUCAUGUACAUUUACGAAUUUAAUCAACUCUUAAGUGCUUUGUUGGAAAGUCAGAGAGACCAUUUCAUGUCCUGUAUUUAUGACUUGAAAUUAAAUUAUGAAAAUGCGAAGAAGGAUAACUCCAGGGAAGCGAGCAAAUGUUUGAAUGAGUUAAAAAUGGCAGAAGAAAGAAAUAAACAGUUGAAAUCCCAAGUUAAAAAAAAAAUUAGCAUUCUUCACGAGAAGGCCAAAACAAAUGCCGAACUGCUGCAGCAGCUCAGGAACGUCGAAAUUAUAAAUGCAAAACUGUGUGAAGAUCAGAAGCAAGAAAUUCAUAACCAGGAAGCUAUGGCUGAGGAGAAGAAAAAAAUAAUACGGGAGAAGCAGCAAAUUAUACGCGAGCUAAAGCAGCAGAUCACCGAUUUAUCCUUCCACAAACAGGUAGUGGCGAAAUUUUCUCAAAAUUCUGGAAUGACGAAUUCGUCCUUCAUUAUAGGGGAGAAAAUGACUCCGAAGAGCAGGUUCAAGAAGCGGUAA